Molecule: messenger RNA, 942 nt
Organism: Ailuropoda melanoleuca (giant panda)
Lineage: Eukaryota; Metazoa; Chordata; Mammalia; Carnivora; Ursidae
Exons: 2
Coding region: 35-727 (230 amino acids)
Source: RefSeq, a predicted model, not a curated record
CUCGCUCUCGGAUCCAGCCAGAGGAUUAAACCCAAUGCCAACCUUCGGCUCUUUCCGGGCAGUGCACUCACUCCUCCCCUUCGAUGAACUUCGGCUUCUUCCGCCACCGCUUCGGGAAGGCCUCACGCACGGGACACAGCUUCGGUUUUUUCCGUCGGCGCUUCGGCUCCUUCCGGCUUCGGAAACCAAAAAGGGAGGGAGGACAGAGAUGAGGUUGGUCAGGAGAAGGGAUACAGAGAAAGGGCGGGGUCCCGGCUCUCUGCACCUGGCUCUCCGGGUGGGGAGAGCGGAGGAAAAGAAAGGCCGAUCUCGCGGAGGGCCUAAGAAGGUUGCGCGAGACAAAAGCAGCCAGCCGGGUGAAGGGUGUGCGCGGCCGCUGCGGAGGUUGCCAGCGCGGCUUUGUGCGCCUGCGCGGAGUGGAAGAGGAGGGGGGCGAGAUGGGCUUCUGCGCCUGCGUAGAGGUCGGUCUGAGGCGAGGUUUCUCACCGUUCGGGAGGCAAGCGGGUUCCAGAGGCCCCAGCACGCGUGCGCGAGACUUUCCCUUACUCCGGGAAAGCCCAGGCGCAGCAGGAGACGUAGAAGGCACUUCCUGAAGACCAGUAAUUUGGCAGUACCGCCGCCUGGCGGACGGGCGUGGAAGCCUCGGCCCAGACGUGUCGGUUGCCCCUCGCCGCGGUCGCUCCCGCUAGCGGUCGUUGAGUCCCGGCCCCUGCCGCCGCGCCUCUAGCCGAGCUAGCCCCGCCGGCAGUGUUCCGAGUUCCCUGGGGCACAGCUGCUUCUCCUCCCGCCCCUGCUGCCGGGGGUGCUAAUUACACCCUGUCUCCCCAAGCUCCGGCUCCCUGCCUGACCGCCCGCUCGGUGGAACAACCCGGAGCCCCCGUCACUGUCUCCGCGGCAACGGACACCCCCUCCAAGAAGAGGCCGGGCCUAGUUUACUCCAAA